Molecule: messenger RNA, 845 nt
Organism: Moneuplotes crassus
Lineage: Eukaryota; Ciliophora; Spirotrichea; Euplotida; Euplotidae
Source: the annotation of a GenBank genome assembly
UUUAGAUACUGCAAAUGGAGUUGAUCCCAGGGUUUAGGAAUAUUCAAGAGUCCAGACAACAGGAGGAACGACUGGUCUUAAAAGAGGAAGAACUUUUAGAACAGAUCAUUGGUGAUAUAAGGAGGGAAAAAGUUGGCAACAAAGUUAGAUUUGCCUAUGCAACUAUUUCAAAGAUAACUUUGAGGGAGUUCGCAGAAAAUUACAGAAUUAAAGACUUGGCAAAGAUUCCUUUUCCUCAUAGUUCUGAAAUCAAAGCUUUUAUUAAAGCCAAUGGGAGUCAGAGCAAGAGCCAAAUUCAAAUAAUGAAAAACAUUUCCAGGACUCACAAACAGAAUAUAAUACUCUCUUGAAAUAAAGAAUAUGGGAGCAAUAUCAACUAUAAAGUAAUCAGGUCAGCCUUCCAGGUUUUCCCAGCUGAAAAUAUUAAAUUUAUUGUUGGAUCAAUCCAUAUUACUGAAAGAAUUUUCUUAAAAAUAAUUCUCAAAAGUUGAAGAUCAGCAUCACUCUGUUUCAAUAGAUGUGUUAUUGAUAAAAUUGAUGCGCACUUAAAUCUUGGAACUAAAGCUAGGUUACAAAUCUUGACUUUUGUUGGUUGCAAAGAUUCCAAAAAUAUGAAUAUCGACCAAAGCCCCAUUUUCGAAAGCAUCUUAAAAUUCAUUUCAAAUACCUCUCUUCACAACCAUCUAUCCGAAAUCCAUCUCUCAACUGUCACAAACGAAGCAGCAAUAAAAACCCUCAAGGCCAAACACACCUUAGACCACAUAAAAUUCACAAAACCCUCAAAUGACAUAUUCAUCUGCACCACUUUCGCCUAAAAUCCUAUUUCAACACACCUCCCACCCUUC